This is a messenger RNA of Aspergillus chevalieri, 315 nucleotides long. RefSeq lists its product as uncharacterized. Gene Ontology annotation, biological process: mitochondrial respiratory chain complex I assembly. The transcript has 3 exons. Bases 1 to 315 code for a protein of 104 amino acids. Lineage: Eukaryota; Fungi; Ascomycota; Eurotiomycetes; Eurotiales; Aspergillaceae. The record is from RefSeq and is a predicted model, not a curated record.
AUGGCAUCUGGUUAUGGUCUCAAUGGCGGUCCUUCCCGCUGCUACGGUUUCUGGCAGGAGGUCCUCGGUUGCUACGUCGUCAAUUCCGGUGAGGGCGAGACCGGCAAGAAGAAGUGCAUGCCCGCAUUGGAGGACUACUACGAGUGCCUGCACCACAGAAAAGAGGCUCUCCGCACGAUGAAGAUGCAGGCCGCCUACCGCAAGGCUGAAGCCGCACACCCCCGGGAGAACGCGCCCAAGGCGGAACAGAUUCGCAGUCUGGGAUUGUUAGGGAAUGAAGAACAGACGGCAGAUGUGUUGGCGAAGGCGUCAUGA